This is a messenger RNA of Coregonus sp. 'balchen', 2110 nucleotides long. The record is from the annotation of a GenBank genome assembly. NCBI's taxonomy places the organism in Eukaryota, Metazoa, Chordata, Actinopteri, Salmoniformes, Salmonidae.
AUGUUGCCAACACAAACACAGCACACCACUAUCAUAAAGAGUGAUUAUGUUGUCAUGGUCAGAUGUGAUGGUCAUUUGCCUUGAGGAACCUGUAGAUCUCAUUGUCUCUGUGUGUUUCAGCAUUAUUAUGCCAAGUCUCCCAUGGGAUGUCCUGACUUUGCCAUCGAUGACGAUGAACUUGACACUGCCAGCAAGUAAGAGUCUGAUAAUAUAUGAUGAUACCAAUAAUCUGCCAGUAUUGUUUGAAUAUGUAUGAUCUGUGACAUUUAUUUAUCUAUCCUUUCAGGUGAGUCUCAUUGAGACAGCUAUCAAUUUUACUAGGGAGCCCUGGCCAAGAGCAAACAUCACAAUACAAUAACAAUGCAAUAAAAUUAUUUAAGUUGGUUCCGUGGUAGUUUCCUCUUUCAUGAAAGUUGUUUGUUCAGUUAUUUGGAAAAAUCCUCUCCCUGUCCUGUCCUCCACUAGUUAUUAUGGUAUAGACAGUUCUUCUAACAGGUUCCCUCUCUUCCUCUUCCUCCUCUUCAUACUCAUAUCAAUGCUGCCCUCCAGUGGUUUAGUCCUACAGUAAGGACCCCACAGUAGAUUUAUUGCAUUGUGAUUAUAGCCUCUUGGACAGAUUAUUAUUCAUGAAAUUAUAAUUGAUUUGCUGAGUUUAUUUGCUGGCUUAUUUAUACAUUUAUUUACUGAAUUUUUUGUUAUUUUAUUUUGUGUUCGUUGAUUUGCUGAAUUUAUUUUGCUAAUUUAAUUUGCUCGACUUGAGGAUCUCGUCUGAGGACAGUGGGGAGAUGCCGUCCUACACUGAGGACAGUGACGACUCCUAUUCGCUGGAGCUGGACACAGACUCCUCCCACACGGGACAGAUGAACCUAUUAGAGGAGAUCCUUGACUCUCUGAGCACCACCAGCACAGAGCACGGCAAACUCAGCGCUGCCAAGAGCCUGGACUUCUUCAGAUCUAUGGACGACAUCAACUAUAAGACUCCGGUAAGAUAAACAUCUGUAACAUCUAAACCACACUCACAUAACCCCAGAUACAUACAGGAUAUAGAGUCUGAACGUCAUGGACAAUAUCUUUGCAUAUGGACAAUAUUGACUGAGGCACUGGUUAAAGAAAACAUAAAAAAUGUCUAAACCACUGUGUGUGUGUAUAUGUGUCUGUAUUCUAGAACAAGUCCAACCCCCCCAGUGAGAGUAAUCUUCCCCAGCUGUGUACCAGUGGCAGCAGGGUGGGGGGAGUAGGUGGGGGAGGGGAACAGGGAGGAAGCUGGCAGGACGACAGUGCCCUCCACGGGAAGCACCUGCCCCCCUCCCCUCGUAGACAGCCUAGCAAGAGCAGUCUCAAGAGGCCAAAGCAAAACCCCUCGACAGCCUCUCCACCAGCCACAGCUGCAGCCCCAGCCAAGGACAACCAGGUCCCCAAUCUCCUGCCCAAGAUCCAGGCCCCUCAUACCAAGACCCAGCCCAAGCUCCAGGGCCUUCAUGCCAAGCCCCCGAUCUGUCUCUCUCAGCCCCAACCAGAGGAGCCUUCGCUCCCCACACCUCCAUCACCACACCUGGGAGACCACCACCCUUCUUCCAGCUGCUGUCCUGCACCAACCCAUGCCUCCACACACAAUCCUCCACCGGCAACACACACCCCUCCACACACCCCACCGCUGACCCGCGUUAGAGCCUCCACAGACCCCCAGACUGAGUCUGAGUCCAAACCCCAGACCACGUCCAGCAUCCUGCGGCGGAAUGUGCUGUCCAAGGAGACGGUGAGGCAGUACCAGGACCAGGCCCUCCAGGGGCAGGGCAGUCAGGACAAAGAGAGGCAGGGGGUGAAGUCCGGGCAGCCCUCUGUGCUGGUCCCCUGGGAGAGAGAGAAGCCAGAGGAGGGGGGACAGGGAGAGGGCCAGGGCCUAGGGCUGGGGUUGGGGAAGGAACAGGGCAGUGUCUCUGGGGCAGAGGUCCAGGAGAAAGGCCUUCUAGAGGAGAUAGAGUCCAUGUGUCACCUCAGCUCAGCCUUCCAGACCAACCUACAGCUGUCCCAGGUCCAGUGCAACACCAACACACAUAAUAAUACCUAUGCCGACAACCACAGCCACAGCAAAGCCACUGACAAGUCCUGA